Messenger RNA from Xyrichtys novacula (pearly razorfish), 41156 nucleotides. NCBI's taxonomy places the organism in Eukaryota, Metazoa, Chordata, Actinopteri, Labriformes, Labridae. The record is from the annotation of a GenBank genome assembly.
UUUCAGAACUUUUUGAACUCAUUUCAACUUUAUUCCACUUUUGAUGCAAAAAUGAGGUGAAAUAUGAUCAGAAAGAAUGUAAAUAAGAACAGGAUCAAACUUUAAAGAGUCUUAAUUUGAACAAACUGAAAACAGAAAUGGAUCAAAGUCAGAAACUGAUCAAUAACCUGAUCAAUAACCUGAUCAGAGAUAUAAAACCAACAUCAGCAUUUAAACCGUCAGUGAAGAUGUCGUCCUUCAUCAGCAGUCCAGGAGGUUUCCCUCUCUCCUCCUCUCUCCUCCUCCUCCUCCUCCUCCUCUUCCUCUCCAGCCACUGUUGACGUCCGCGGCUCUGUCACCCUCAUCACCGGUUUCCACGCUGCUCUCCGGUCCAGUCAUGUAGUCAUGAUGGCUGCUGUAGUCCCACAUCCUGUCUCUGUCAGACUCCUCUCAGCUCUUCUUCUUCUUUAGUUUCGUUUUUUUUAAGUAGUGUUGUUUUCUUCUUCUUCUUCUUUUCUCCAGCCUUCCUCUUCAACUCUCCUUUUUGACGCUUUCGCGGAGUUUCCUGCGUCCGAACAUCCCGCACCUCUCCACGGUCUGAAAUCCUCCCCUGGACCGCUCAGAUCCACGUCCACUCUCCCCCCUCGUGGACCCUCCUCACCGUCGUCGCGCCUCCUGGUUGUUUCCUGUCAGGUCGGAAAGCUCCAGAGAAACGGUUCAUAUGAGUGCGCCUCCGCUGAUCCGUGCGCCCAGCCCGCUCCCGUUCUCAGGGGGGACAAGCAACACCGGCACCAGUCCCGGGGGAGACAGAGGAGGAGGAGGAGGAGGUGGUGUGAUCUCCUUCCACAUCCAGAUCGGUCUGAGCCGGGAGCCGGUGCUGCUGGACGCCGCAGAGCUCAGCCUCAGUCAGGUCCGGGAGGUGGCGUGCUCCAUCGUGGACCAGAAGGUAACAGUGCAGACGGCGUCCUCAGCAGACCCCCCAGACUUAGACAGAAGUUCAAGAGAGAGGAUGAGGUUCAGCAGAGGAAGAGUUCAGGGAGAUCAGAGUUCAGAUGUGAAAGUUUGAGCCUGAAAAUGUCAGAUUUUAGUUUGAUUUACAGCGUUAAUGUGAGUUUGUCUCAGAUUUAGACUCAGAUUAACAUUUAAACACAGACUAAAACUGAGAACAUGGCUGACAGAACCAGAACUUCCAUAACAGCAGCUGUCGACCCGGGCUGGAUUAUUCUGAGGGUGUGGGGGGGACUGACAGCAGUGGAGGUGGGAACGGGUCUAAAAAGUGACUUAGUCCAGAGUCUAAACCCCCCCUCUGGUUUUAAAGGUACAGUACGUCUGAAGAUCUCAGCUGCAGUGUGAGGUUUAGUCACAACACAAGACGUUUGAGGUUAGUCACAUGACCUCAAAGACGCUCUACCACUUCCUGUCCAGGAUUCAUCUCUCAUAGACGUUUAGGAGGUCAUUUUGAAUUCUGACCUGAUGAUGUCAGAGCAGAGUCUGUGGGUCACAUGACCACAGAACGUAAACACGCAACAACACAGGCGCCGGGGUAGGACGUAUAUUUGGCUCCUCCUUUAGCUGCUCAAACUCUGAGGGAGCUUUUUAAGUCCCCGCCACUGAGGCCGCCAUCCUACAACGCCAUGUUUCUACAUCCGUGUUUUUGUGGCUGCUCCGUGCAAAAUAACCUUCAGGGACAUUUUUGAUGAUAGUGAUAAUAGGAGGGUUUAUGUCCUUAAAGGCCACCGUCACUUUACUGACCAGAGGGGUCAGCAGGGGGCGCCUCAGUCUAGAGUCUGUCCUGAAGACGUCGCUGAAUAUUCCGAUUUCUACAAACGUUUCUUUUGAGUUAAUGCUUCUUUAACGUUCACAGAUCGAGUAAAUCGAUAUUUGAUCUAUUUAUCAUAUAUCUAUAUCUUUUAUAUCUAUACAUGUAUGGUGGUCUAGAGUCAGACAGCUAGAUGUCCCUCAGUGUUCUUGUUUAUAAACACAGACAGACAGAGUGACCCUGAGCAGACAUUGUCAUUAUUUCCACACAUGUCUGAGCAGAGGGGGGGUGGUCAAUAAUAUAUGGACUCAGUAAUGUAAUGUAUGUAUGUAAUGUUCAUGGCCGCGGGCGACGGGGUCCAUCUGAGCCGUCAAUACGGGUCAAUGAUGGAGACUGAACUCUAUCGACCUCUCAGAGUCUCAUGAUGUUCAGAAAAACAUGGAUUCCCUCCAUCAUGAAUGUUGACCGGGUCUCUGAGUUUGUAGACUGACAGGAUGGACUUCAGUUCUGAUGGAACCAGACAGAGAAAACCACAGAGUCCAUGUUUAACCGGGCCGUCAGAAUCAGGAUCUUCUGAGUCAGUCCAGACUGGUCUUCAUGGUGUUUCUAUGAUGGUCUUUAAAUUUUUAAGAUAUUUAAACUCAAUCACCUUCUGUAUUUCCUCCUGAUCAAUAACUGUCUUAAAUCAAUGUACGGUUUCUGGCUCAUGAGGAAACACAUGGAAACAGUUUUGCCUUGAGGUGUUUGUUGAUACAGAAAUAACGGCGUCGUCAGCAAACAUCUCCACAGGAAAGAGCAGCGGCCCCAGGAUGGAGCCUUGUGGUACUCCGAGGAUGAAGUUUCAAAUGCCGUUUAUUCUAAAGUUGAAAACAUACAGGAUCCAUACUGAGCACGUUAGUACAGCGCAUCAGCAUUAUUUGGAGCGUAGUUCAGCCGCGGUCAGCUGGUCUCAGUGUAGAGUAAACAACAUCCUCACAGCAGGUUGUUGUUUUUCCUUUCUUUAGUCGAUUUCCUGAUAAUUCUGAUAUCACUCAGUGACUGUUGAUCCUCAACUGUCUGUGAAAAAGCUUUAGGUGAUUUUCCAGUUUGUGUUUUUGCAGGUUUCCUGGUGUUUAAUAAAGUAAACUCUGUUCCUGUCUGCUGUUCCCUUCAGACAGAGUUAGCAGGUCAAAGUCCUGUUGGGGUCCACAUGGAUCAGGGAUCAACCAUCAGAUUGUUCUGUUACUGAUGAAUCCAGAACAUACAUAGUCUGGAGUUCGCAUAUGGUGUUUUAUUUUGAAAUUUGCCGGAUGACAUGCACGGUUUCUGUACCUGACUUCCUGUCUAGAAUGAUCUUCUCUGUGUAGAUUGACGUGUGUUGGAAGCGUAGAGCAGAGAAAAUAGACUUGGUGCGUUUCGAGACGGAGGUGUGAUGCGUCCUGCGUCUCUGUCUGCAUUGAGUAGAAUGGGAACCUAUUUGCUGUGUGAUACACGAUGUUGACGAUACGCACUCAUUACAGAUCCUGUAUGUUUUAGGGUCAACACAUUACUGUUAAUGACAAUCCGUCACUUAGGGACAGUUUUCCAGUUUUCUCAGGGUGUCGCCCCCCUUAACCCCCGAUCUCCACCUUCAUCCUGAUUGUCUCCUAAAAGGUCGUAUCCUCCGAUCGUAGCUGAUCGUAACCAUUCAAGUUAACGUGUGGAUUUACACCGACUUCUUUACGUUCCUCUGCGGAUCAAAAUCUAAAUCUAACACUGUUUUGGAAAGGACAACUGGACUUACUUGGGACGUUUUGCCUGAGGUGAAACGUCCCAAGUAAGUCCAGUUGUCCUUUCAACAAAGCAUUAUUAGUUUUAAACAACAUCUCAACCUUAAUUUCCACCUUAUUCUGAACAUCUACUAAAAGGUCGUAUCCUCUGAUUGUAACCAUUCAAGUUAACGUGUUGAUUUCCACCGACUUCUUUCCGUUCCUCUGCGGAUCGUCGGACUCCGGUAGGAAUUGGUGGACGGCGAAAAUCAGUGCCGUUCCGGAUGUGGUGAAAAUCACGGGUUAACGUUGAACCUUGUGCGUCACAUUGGUCGCCACCUUGAUAAAGAGACUCAGUACAAAGACCUCGGUCUGUACUCGUGGUUAUCUCUUCCUCGUCCUCCAUGUUGGUUGGUGUUGGACGUGUUCACAGACCCUCUAAAAAUGUCCCCCCCCGCCCCGCUGCAGCUGACUCCAUUAACACACAACAUUUCCCUGAUGGCUUCCCGUGUGUUUGUCGGUAUUUCCCUCCUCGUGUAAAAACGUACAGUGUGUGUGUGUGUGUGUGUGAUUGUGGAAAGCGGCGAAUCUGCGGCGGCGUUAGUCAGUGUGGUGACUCACGCUGAAGCUCAGUCAAUUCUCGCUGGAAACAAGAUGAAUCCUUCCCUUUGUUUGCUCGCUCUGCAGGGGUUUCUCUGUUUUUCUGGCUUUUGCUUUAUGAACUGAAGCUGUUGCCAAGCGCUCGCAAUUAAAGGACACACACACACACACACACAGACACACACACACACACACACAGACAGUGUCAGCGUCCUUAUGAAUGUGAUAGAUGUCCUCCUUCUCACUUUGACAACUCAUGAGUUUGUGAAUGUGAGCUUGUUUUUCCGCUCAUUUACACAAAUAACAAUCAUGUCCUUAUGAAUGUGAUUUCUCUCUCCGUCCAGACACCAAAUCUGAUCUGGAUCCAGACCUCAGAGAACAACCGUGUUCUUACAUGUGACUCACCGACGUCAGUUUGCCAGAGACGAGUAUUUUUAAAUUAGAGUCUCUUUCUUUCCUCAGUCCUUUUCACAUGUGAAGAUUUUCUUGUUUUUAAUAAAGCAGAUCUGUAGAUGAGGAUGUAACCUGACAUGAUCUGAAAUAUACUCCCUUAAAGGGAAAUUCCGGCACCGUAACACCGAGUUAGACCCCCCCUCCAGAGAUGAAUGUUGUCGACCGCUUGCUUCUCUAGUUAUACCAACUUUAGUAACGACUACAGGAUAGAAAUACAGAGAGCCACGCCCCCAACCAAAACGCCACUCUAUAGCUACAAAUACUCACCUCCUCUCUUCCAGCAGACCCUUUUUUGUGCAGAGACCUCAGGCCAGUCCAUUAUGGACUACAACGGGGUGCCGCAGCUCAAGGAAGAACAUUUAUGAUCAUUUCUUUAUCAUUUCCUUAAAGUAAUAAUCACCAUAUUGAUCAUUUUACAGACGCGGUAGUUCUUCUGCCUUAGCGUCUCGGUCUGAUUGUGUUUCCAUGAAGAAAUGAUCAUAAAUGUUCUUCCUUGAGCUGCGGCACCCCGCUGUAGUCCAUAAUGGACUGGCCUGAGGUCUCUCUACAAACAAGCGUCUGCUGGAAGAGAGUAGGUGAGUUGUGUUUAGUCUCUUUGUUAACGAAAUGAGUCAAAGUUAAAAAGAUGUUUGGUGUCUAGUACUAUGGCUGUGACCCUAUAUGUACUAACCUGAGUAGAACAUGGUGUAGUUCCGUUCAGUAACAGAACCUCAUUGGAAAAUUAGCUGAUUUAACUCUACUGUGCUCUUGUUCAAAUAUACUAACUCGACAGCACAUAAAUCCAUACAGUUCACAGUUAGACGUUGGGCAGUACGACAAAAACCACUGAUUUAACUUCACAAAAACAAACAGAAGUGAUAAUAAAUAAAACAUAACUAGAGCUUUACUGUUACUCUAAACUGUUGAUGUGCUGCCAUCUUGGAUUAUGACGUUGUCACCAAGUCGGGGUUGGUGAGGAUCAUCUGACUUUCUGAGUUGGAAAUCCGACUUCAGGCGACUUCUCUGACAACUGGAACACAGCAUUAUACUCAGACCUGAAGACCCGUCAGAGACUGAAAGUUCGUUCCUCAAAUUAUUUUCAGACAAACAGAUUCACCGAAACAGCGCUGAAGUUUGAAGGAACAAAAAUACAAAAUUAAGGAUGAAAUAGAGGAGACACCCCCCACACACACACACACAGACACACAGACACACACAGACACACACACUUUAAUAUACUCCUGGUGUGAUGUGUCCAUUACCCGUUAACGUUCACUAAUCGUCUCAUUUCAGGUGAAAAUCACCUCAUUUUCCCGCUGUGAGACUUUUACACCUGAGCGCGGCGAACACACCUGAAACCUGAGAUCCAGGACGCUAACGGGUUGACACCGUGUGACAGAACACACACACAUAUCUCACACACACACACACACACAUGUGGAUGUCAGUGUUUAUUAGAGGGGUUGUUGUGUACUCUCUGCAGCUGGUCACCUCCACACCUGUUUGCACGCCAAACCUGUGACAUCGCUCGCACCACGCGACACUUAACACUUCAAAUAGCAGCAAAUGAACUGAUUAACCCGGGAAGGUGUGUGUGUGUGUGUGUGUGUGUGUGUGUGUGUGUGUGUGUGUGUGUGUGUGUGUGAGAACAGGUGUUUUUAAUAAACCCUCUUAAAUGAAUCAGACUCUCCAGAACUUCACAGGUCCAAUCAGAGCCGGGAUCUCUCUCAGGUUUUCGCUCUCGGUGAGAUUCGCGGCGCCCCGUUCAGGAGUGAAGGUGGAUGUUUGUUUAGAAUAAAGGACGGCCGGUCGGUUCCUUCAAAGUGACUCUGCAGGAGGAUGAUGGAUCUUGUUUGGAUUCAGCAGACACUCCUCACCUCUCAGCUCUGUCCUCGGUCGAACACUCGCAGAGAUUUGCAGCUCAGAGUUUACAUCCCGACACGGACAGAGAGCAGACGCCGUCUCAUUUAAUCACAUCAGUGUAAACCACAAGGUCAGACAUGAUCCAAACCACGCCCACAAGCUCUCGACUCAUCGCGCUCUUCAACUCAUCAUCGGCCUCGACUGACCUUUUACUAGAGCCUCAGAAAACAGCCGAGUGUUCGUACAGAUACAAGGAAACUGAGACUUUUCAGACAAACAGUUAAAACUGGAAGAGUUCAAUACGACUUAUAUGAGGGUCAAUCAUGAGUAACAGAUUAUUUUAGGGUUUUAUUUUGACCAAAGUAACUCAGAGUGAAGCCUUACCCAAGAUUUCCACCACAUCCAGAACGGUGGCGAUUUUCCCUGUACGCCAAUUCUUACCGGAUCCGUUUGUGAGGCCAAUUUCAUGGUGGAUUACGGACAGCAGGAAUUGCGAGAAGUCACAAGAACUCACGUUCAAUCGCAAAUUAACGAGUUGUCUCUCUAAAGACAGACACAUAGACAUAUAAGCAGUAGAUUGUGUCCUUCCAGAGGAGGAAAUCUACUUCUAGACUUCUAGAGUGUUUUAUUUUGAAAAGAAGCCGGAUGUUUUAUUUUGAAGUCUGUGUCCGACUUCCUUUCCAGCACGGGUUAAUCUGUGCUGAAUUUAUCCGCCAUGCUCCGGCGUCCAACAGAAAGAAGUCGGUGUAAAUCGACACGUUAACUUGAAUGGUUACGAUCAGCUACGAUCGGAGGAUACGACCUUUUAGGAGACGAUCAGGAUGAAGGUGGAGAUUGAGGGUUAGGUUUGUACCACUGAAGGAAGCCAGAGCAAAGAUUUACUAUUUACAGUGAAACUGAGACUGACCUGAAACCAAAGAAUAAUUCAAGUAGAGGAAAUGUUUGUGAACAUUAUCAGUAAAUCACCAUAAAUUUAGUUUCUCUUACAGGUUCAAAGACCUAAAAGAAACCAGAGCAAAGUGUCACUUACUACUUACAGUGAAACUGAGACUUACAAGAGAUAAAAAGGAACAGUUAGAGACUGUAAAAAUGUAACUAAUCCGUUUAUUUUUACGACUUACCAUUUACAGUGAAACUGAGACUUCACAGACACAGAUGAAUGGGAGCCAUUAGAGACCUGAUAUUGACCUCUAAAUCAUCCGAAAACUUGUUUCUUCUCAGGUCUGAACCACCUUAAGUAAGCUAGACUGAAACCUCAGUGGGACUCACUUUAUACUUAUGUUCUAUUUACAGUGAAACUGAGACUCAGCAGAAACUGAUGCUUCUCUCAAACCUCUCUUCUGUCAGCCAUGGUCACUCCUGACUGAUUGUCAGGAUGUGCCGUGUUGUUGUUCUGCAAAGUAUGGGGAAUGAAGCAGAAGUUUCAGUAAGGGGACUAUCAAACUCACAUGGAUCCAUCCUCCAGAUCAUCAGUCAGACGGUUGACCACAUUUUAUUUAGAGGUCAUCGUAUCCACGGGCGAUGGCGUGGGGGCACAACGUGAAAACUGGGCGUGGAAACAACAACAGACGCAUGUCAGUACUUUGCACCAGAUUCACGGCCGGGUUAAAAGAUCGUAAUAAAUGUCGUCAACGCCGAUAAACAGACGAUUUCGUGUUUAAAUUUCCCUGAAGACAGUCAAAGGUUUCAGCCUCAGCUCUGAAGAAAAAGGACGACUUUAUCUCAGUAAUGACAGGAAACACUGUCCAACACACUGUGAGUGUCACUGAACAGCCCUGUGUCUUCUCACACACACACACACACACACACACACACACACACACACACACACACACACACACACACACACACCUCUGCCUCCCUGUGACAGUAAUAAUAAAGCUGUGUGUACGCUGUGUUUCUGUCGGUAGCUGUUCCUCCUCGUUGCCUGGCAACUGAUGAUGAUUGCGGCUGUGAAGUGUCCUUCUAAGGGCCAUUAUAGACACACACACACACACACACACACACACACACACACACUGAAUGGAGGCGAGGAGGACAGAUGUGUGUUUCCUGUCAUUGUUCUCUCUCUCUUUCAUCUGCACUUUUUCCAUCCAUUCACGUCUCUUUAUUCAUCUCUCUCUUCAUCCUUUUUUCCAUCCUUCAUUCAUCUCCUCUUUCCCUCCAUCUCUCCUCCUCUUAUCUGUCAGAUUCUCUCUCCUUAAAUCCAUUCUGCGUAUUCUAGAUUAGUGGAUUCAUCCGCUGUUAAAAAUAGUCCCCUCUCUUCUUAUUGUUUAAGAAGAGAAAACGACAGUUUUAGUUUUUAAAGUCAGAAACGUGUUUCUGUGUGUUUGUGAGGAUUUAUAAGAAAUUCAUCUUUUAGUGUCCAGAGUGAAAGAAAUGAGAGCUGAGAUAUUCAGACUAGUUUUUGAACCGGGCUGUAAACAUGUUUAUUUAGAAGACAGGCUUUUUUUGAACAAGUACAUAUGUAUGGUGGCCGAGAACUGCCACUGCUGCAGAUAAAAAAAAAAAAAAAAGAAAAGAAUGCAAAAAAAAAAAGCCACAAAGGAAGUUACUGAUGCAACAAAGAGAAAGAAACCGAAGCCCACUGCAGAAAUAGAUGAAAAAGUCACAAUGGGAGUUACCAAUAAAAAAAAAGGAAACCAAAGCCCACAGCAAAUAUAAAAAGAAACAGUGCAUAUAUAUAUAAAUAAAAGUCACAACAGAAUUUACAAAUGCAAAAAAAAAAGGAAAAAAAAUCACAACGGAAGUUAACGGCACAAAAAAAAAAAAAGGUGAUAAAAAAAGUUGCUGCAAAAAUAAAAGGAUGCAGGAUUUUUUUGCGUCGUUAACUUCCAUUUUGGCUUUUUUUUAAUCUUCACUGUUUCUUUUUUAUUUACAGCUGGCUUCUGUUCCUUUUUUUCGCAUCAGUAACUUCCGUUGCGGCUCCUUUUUUUUUUUGCAUUCUUUUUUAUUCGCAGCAGUGGCAGUUCUUGGCCACCGUACAUAUAUGGUUUGUGGUUAUUCUGCAGCGUACCUCUAGUGGACACUCAGGAAACUGCAGUUUUUAUUCAUCAGCCGAGUUUUCAUUGAAGUUUUUCACUCAGACUUCUACUAUUGUUGUUGACAAAGACGAUAUUUGAAGUCCCGCCUCCUCUUGAUUCUGAUUGGACACUGUAUUUAAAUGUUGUCAGUGGACACCGUCCCUCAGUGUGUCCAUUAUUUUACCUUUAAACCUGCUGUCCUCUGUCUGACAGUCUCACACUCUGGUCAUGAACAGACUCUGUUUAGUGGACGCCUCUUUGUUCGGUUGGCGGUCUUCAUCGUAGCGCAAAUGGAGGACAAAGGCGAGAGGAAGUGACUGUUUAAAUCCUGAGGAAGAGGAAGACGGUCAGACUGUCGAACAUGAUGGAGAUAAAGAGGGUGGGGGGGGGUCUUCAUCUCUCUCUCUCUUUUCAUCUCCCAGCUAUCCUCUCUCGCCCCUCUCCCUCUUAAGUGCCCCUUUCUGUCUCUGCCUUUCAAUAAUAUCCUCAACAGUACACUUCAGAAAUACAUCUUUAUGUAUGUGUGUGAGUGCGUGUGCGUCGCCAUGGCAGCAGCACUGGUCUUGUUGUCAUGGCAGCAGAAACUCAAGGCUGAUCCCUCUCCUCCGUCUCCUCUUUCUCUCCAGCCGAACACAUUUUUUUGUGACUUACACACGUGUGUGUUAUUGUGUGUGUGUGUGUGUGUGUGUGUGUGUGUGUGUUAGAUUCUAUUAAACGUUAGUUAAUGAUCAGUCAGAGUCCUGCUCGCCCUGUCAGGAGUCUACGCCGCGUCACCACCUGAUCACUCUGCAUCAUCUAUGAAACGUUUCCACUGACGCUGAUGCUAAAUAAGGUGAAGAGACUUCUGCAGGUGUAUUAAUAUCAACAUGUCUGUCCUCCUCCUCUUAGAAUGAUGCAGGAUACACACUUCAUUUAGACUAGAACACACACACACACACACACACACACACACACACACCGGCUAAAUCCAGCCGAACCAUUUCAUCCAUCAUCUUUGACUGCAGGGACUAAAACAAACUCUAACUCAUUUAAGUCUCUGCAGACCUGCAAAGUUUCAGAAAAUGACCAGGUAUAAACGUCGUCAAAAAAGGCGAACACCCUUAACACACCCUGCUGACCGUUUGUCUUGAGCGUGUGAUGACGUUUCCAGCUUUUCUAGCCAAUCAGAGGCUAAGUAGGCGGGACUUUCCCUUGGAAAAGUCUUCCCUAGGACAAGUCUUAUUCCCCCCGAAAAGUCGCAAAAUUGCAUCGGGUUUGAUGUGUUUAGUACGGGGCGUCAAAAUUUGCCGCUGAAUAUUUCGUAAUUUCAUGUUUUAUAUUCGUGUCGAAUUUUGACAAAAUACAUUUAUUUGUCAAUAUUGCAUUACGUCAAGCAGGUUUUAAAUGUUGGCGCUGUUGUGUGUGAUAAAAUAGUUAGAGAUGCCAAGACCCGAAAAAACUCAGGGUCACAGUUACGAAGUCAGACAAAAGCAAAAUCGGAGGAGGAAACAAGAUAGCUACAUUUAUAAAAGUUACUUUAGCGCUAGCCUUGUCCGAAUAUUAGGCAAGCGCUAAAGUAACUUUCGUAGAUGUAGCCAUCUUGUUUCAGGCAUCCGAUUUUGCUUUUUUCCGACUUUGUAACCGAAAUGCUGGGAACUCAGCAUCGACAUCUGACGUCUGAGGUAACUCUAACGUAGUGUUAGGGUAGUUAGAGUAGAUCGUUAGAGACACCAAGACCUUCCUAACGCUGCUUCUGAUUGGUUUAUAUUGCGUGGUGCCUUCUGUGGUUGGUUAGAUUUAGGCGCAGAGGACUGAUGGGGUCAAAUUGCGUGACUGUCGCACUCAAAGCGUGACGCUUGGCGGCUCUGUUUCUGUUUGAUUAUGGUUGAAUUCUAGUCAUGUGACAUUACUAUUACUCCAAAAAUCCCAUAUCAGCUCUCCAGUGACCCCUCCCCUCCUGUGGCGGCGAUCAGGGUCAGCCCGCCACCAGGAAACAUGAAUUAGAUUUAAAGGUUCGUCAUCCUGCUGUAAUCAAACUCAAACAUAUCACCAGUUCCUCGUUCUGUGGCGUCUUUUCCUCCAGAUAUCCCCCUGUACUCUCUGAGCUGGAGUGUGUGUGUGUGUGUGUGUGUGUGUGUGUGAUCGAUAGCCGGCUCAGCAGUAACUCUGCAGCAGCUCGUGGUGUUGCUCAUUUCAGCGUUUCCUCAUUGAUCCCGAACAGAACAGCGAAGUGCACCUUCGCCUUCCUGCGGUUCCACGCCGCGGCGUGCAUGAACGCGCGCGCUCUUCCACUCUGUCCAUGUGAGCAUCCAUCAGAGCGAUUAAAAGCGGGUAACCACGACCUCACGUGUCCUUAAACACGGUCAGCUGACAUCCUGUCUGCGCUGAAAUCACAUGUGAUCCUUCCUCGGCUGCAGCAGGUGUUUCUGUUAAAUUCAUAAAUCUGUGAGAUGAUGACGAAUCGAAACAAAAGGUCCAGAAUGAAUCAGAUUAAUGGAGGGAUGAUGCAUCAAAACUGCUGUUUAUGAUCAUUUGAUUAAUCUGAUUUCUGCUCUUCUCUCAUUUCUCCUCAUUAUUCUUCUCUUUGUAUCUGAACGGUCGCUGGACGCCGUCUCCUCUCCUCCCCCCUCUCUUUCUUGCUUUAGUUUAAAUAUCGCUUUAUUGGCACGACCCUCAUUAAAGGGUAUGUAAACAUGUUUUAAAGUCUAUAUCCACACAAUACUCCCUCACAUGCACAUAUGUACGUUUAAAGUGUGACUGGAGACGCUUUUUGUCCCUCCUGUUUUUACUGGCUGCAAAAACCUCCCAGCAACGCCAAAAAAAAAAGUGGCGAGGGAUAAAAUCCAAAAAAAAAAAAAAGGGAGAAAAAAAAAUCCUGCUUUGUUUUUCAAAGUGACUCCAAACUAACGCCACACACUGUCCUGCGUGUUCUCCGCCAGAUCCCCGAGUGUGUGUUCUACGGGAUGUACGAGAAGAUCCUGCUGUUCCGCCAUGACCCGGCGUCUGAAAACGUGCUGCAGCUGCUCCGCUCGGCCUCGCAGAUCCAGGAGGGCGACCUGGUGGAGGCGGUGCUGUCAGGUGAGACGUGACAGGUGGGAGGGGCCAGAGAAACACCUGAAUAGAGAAAGGAUGUUCUGCCUGCUUUUGCUCUCCGUACAGACCGAUUUAUAAUCCACAGGAAUAAGAUAAUAAUAAUAAUAAUAAUAAUAAUAAUAAUAAUAAUAAUAAUACAUUUUAUUUAUAAAGCGCUUUUCAAAAACACAAAGACGCUGUACAGAAUGAGGGAAUAAAAACACACAUCAAUAAGUAAUAAAAUUUACGGCAAUAUAAUAAAAACAGAUAAAACAACAUUUUUAACCCUCGGACCCUGUUAGUUUUAAUCAUUAAAAAAAAAAUUUUUUUUAACUUUUUUUCCACUCAUAUUUCUUAAACAACUUCAGUCCUGACUAUUAGGAAAGUAAUGAAGAGAAAAUUUGAUGUAUUUUCCUUUUUUAUGCCAGUUUUUGUGCAACAUGUCAUAUUUAUUUUUAACGGUUAAAUACACAAAAUUGCCAUAUUUUUUUUUUCUUUUAAUAAAUGGAGUCUGGGCCAUGUCAACGAUGAGAAGUAAAACCGAUUUUGGUGAAUUUAAAUUCUUUUUGUAGCGACAAUUUUCUGUAUUUUAGCUCCAUUCAGCCGACUUUGUCCCCAAAACGGACAUGCAGAUAAGAGUUCAUAAAAUCAUCAUUUUUUAACCUUUUUUUUUUACCUUUUUCAGCUCAAAUCCCUCAAACAACUUCAGCCCUAACUAUGAAAAAAGUAAUGAAUAAAAAGUUUGAUGUAUUUCCCUUUUUAUGCCAGUUUUUGUGCAACAUGUCAUAUUUAUUUUUAAUGGUAAAAAACACAAAAUCACCAUAUUUCCCAAAUAAAGUGACCAAGAUGAUUUUUUUUAAAUAAAUAGAGUCUGGGCCAUGUCAGUUAUGAGAAGUAAAACCGAUUUUGGUGAAUUUAAAUCCUUUUUGUUGCAACAAUUUUCUGUAUUUUAGCUCCAUUCAGCCGACUUUGUCCCCAAAACGGACAUGCAGAUAAGAGUUCAUAAAAUAAUCAUUUUUUUAACAUUUUUUUUUACCUUUUUCAACUCAAAUCUCUCAAACAACUUAAGCCCUAACUAUGAAAAAAGUAAUGAAUAAAAAGUUUGAUGUAUUUCCCUUUUUAUGCCAGUUUUUGUGCAACAUGUCAUAUUUAUUUUUAAUGGUAAAAAACACAAAAUCACCAUAUUUCCCAAAUAAAUUAACCUAGAUGAAUUUUUUAAAUAAAUAAAGUCUGGGCCAUGUCAACAAUGAGAAGUAAAACCGAUUUUGGUGAAUUUAAAUUCUUUUUGUAGCGACAAUUUUCUGUAUUUUAGCUCCAUCCAGCCGACUUUGUCCCCAAAACGGACAUGCAGAUAAGAGUUCAUAAAAUCAUCAUUUUUUUAACAUUUUUUUUUACUUUUUUUGACUCAUAUCUCUUAAACAACUUCAUCCCUGAUCAUUAAAAAAAUUAUGAAUAAAAAAUUAGAUGUAUUUCCCUUUUUAUGCCAAUUUGUUUGCAACAUGUCAUAGUUAUUGAUAAAGUGUUGUAGCAGAAAAACACGACAUUUUCACCUCCUUUUCACGAACCUCAAAUCUACCAAAUCAAAUACGAUCAAAUUCAUUUGUUCAUAUUAAAUUAAUUUUAUAUAUAAACAUAUAAAAUCAGCAGAUAUCUGUAAGAUAGGAAUCAUUUAUUUAUUUAAGUGUUUAUCCUCCUCUAACUAAAAUCUGACCGUGAUUACACUAAUAUAAAAAUAACUGCAUAUUUGAGAUGUGAUAACUCUCACCAAAUCUGAUGCCCCAGUCUUUAAAAAUGUGACUGUCAGCUCAAAAUAAAGAGGACAAAAAAGACAAAUGUCCUCAAAACGGACAGAGGAGGAGCCGAGGGGUUAAGGUCGUUCCUCUGACGUUCACUGACGGAUCCAAAACUAACUCAAACUUUAUAAAGAGAAGUGAUUUACUGGCUGUUACUACUUCUACAUGUGGCAGGAAACAAACCGUGACACCCCUGACUGAGACGAGCGGGAACUCUGUUAAAAGUCUAAAAAUAAAGAGAGCGGAGUGAAGAAGUGUGUGAGAGUCUCACUCUGCUUACACCGCUCUCACUUCCUGAAUAAUGAUGUAAAAGCUUCAUAUCUCCUCUCUGGUGGAGGAUUUGUUUGAGAUAAAUUUAGUGAGGUUGGAAUCCGAACAGGGUUGGAGGUGAAAAUGAAGAAAACAAAGUCUGAACAGGAGACCUCUCACACACACUGACUCACUUGUUAAUUGGAGGAGUACACAGGUGUGUUAAACAGUUUCAGCAGCCUGAUGAACACCUGACACAAGAAUCCAGGAGUGUCUGAUGAAGACCUCCACGCUCGGUUUGGCUGCCGUCCAGCUCAGGACUCAGGUGUUUACGAGGCGCUGAUGCUAACAGGCCCACAGCUGCUGAGCCGCUGUUUCCUGUCUCUUUGUCACCACUCAGUGAAGUGUGUGUGUUUGUGUGUGUUUGUAAUCAAGCCUUUCUAUGUGUGUGUCUGUAGAUGGUUGGUGUUUGUUUCUGAGAGUCUCAGAGAUAUCCAUCCAUCCAUAUUCUACCGCUUAUUCCUGUUCCCGGGGUCACAGGGGACACCCUGGACAAGCCGCCAAUUCGCAGCUACAGGCAAUUUUAAAGUGGCCAGUUAACCUGACCCCACUUCUGCAUGUUUUUGGGACGUGGAAGGAAAAUGGAAUACCCGGAGUAAACCCACACAGACACGGGGAGAAUUUUAGGACAAUUUUAGGUCUUUUGGUCACAUGACAGUGAAGCUAUUGAAGGAAAACAGCCUUUUCUGAGAACAUCAACCGGUAAUUUAUUGACGGUCCCUUAUUCAACUCCGACGUUGACAGUGAGGGUGUCGAGUAGAUUAAACCGCGCUGCUGUUGUUAUUCCCGGUUAUGGAGAGUGAGAAGACACCGGUAGAUCCUCAGAGAAUGUCCGUCAGAUAUCCAACCUAAAACUAACUUCACCGCCGUAUUUACAGGAAAAUAUAUCCAACCUGAAACUAACUUCACCGCCGUAUUUACAGGAAAAUAUAUCCAACCUAAAACUAACUUCACCGCCGUAUUUACAGGAAAAUAUAUCCAACCUAAAACUAACUUCACCGCCGUAUUUACAGGAAAAUAUACCCAACCUGAAACUAACUUCACCGCCGUAUUUACAGGAAAAUAUAUCCAACAUGAAACUAACUUCACCGCCGUAUUUACAGGAAAAUAUAUCCAACCUAAAACUAACUUCACCGCCGUAUUUACAGGAAAAUAUAUCCAACCUGAAACUAACUUCACCGCCGUAUUUACAGGAAAAUAUAUCCAACCUUAAACUAGCUUCACCGCCGUAUUUACAGGAAAAUAUAUCCAACCUUAAACUAACUUCACCGCCGUAUUUACAGGAAAAUAUAUCCAACCUGAAACUAACUUCACCGCUGUAUUUACAGGAGAAUAUAUCCAACCUAAAACUAACUUCACCGCCGUAUUUACAGGAAAAUAUAUCCAACCUGAAACUAACUUCACCGCCGUAUUUACAGGAAAAUAUAUCCAACCUAAAACUAACUUCACCGCCGUAUUUGCAGGAAAAUAUAUCCAACCUGAAACUAACUUCACCGCCGUAUUUACAGGAAAAUAUAUCCAACCUAAAACUAACUUCACCGCCGUAUUUACAGGAAAAUAUAUCCAACCUGAAACUAACUUCACCACCAUAUUUACAGGAAAAUAUAUCCAACCUGAAACUAACUUCACCGCCGUAUUUACAGGAAAAUAUAUCCAACCUAAAACUAACUUCACCGCCGUAUUUACAGGAGAAUAGAUCCAACCUGAAACUAACUUCACCGCCGUAUUUACAGGAAAAUAUAUCCAACCUAAAACUAACUUCACCGCCGUAUUUACAGGAAAAUAUAUCCAACCUGAAACUAACUUCACCGCCGUAUUUACAGAAAAAUAUAUACAACCUAAAACUAACUUCACCGCCGUACUUACAGAAAAAUAUAUACAACCUAAAACUAACAUUUACAAUUUGCACACAUCUAUUUUUAGUCACAAAUGUGAGUGAAACGGUCGAACUGUUGAGCCCUGCUACAGAAGAGAGGAAACAAAGACGUCUUUUCUUCCAUCUGAACUGACUGUUGUCCUCUCAAUCAUCAGACUUUUGUUCUGUCACAGAAAAUGAAACUCAAACAAUGAGAUAAAACCCAGAGUCGAGCUGAAGAAGGAGCGCCGCAGUCUUCAGGUUCAUGUUGGAUUAUUAACACUUGAGCUCAGCGUGUGAGCUAAAUCCAAACAGCAGGAAAGUGCGGAGUUUGUUAACUAGCUCUCCCCGUUUCCACUCACAGCCAGUGAAACCUGUCAGCUCCACUGCUUCGGGAUUUAUCAGGAUGUUUGUUUACAGGUCGUCUGCGACCAAUCAGAUCUCUUGGCUGGAGCUGCCUGUUACCCCGCACAAAGUCUAUUUCCUGUUUGUUUCCUCCACACUCGGAGCUGUCGCAGAGACUGACAGAGAGCUGUUAACUAAAGUGUUUCAACCGGGUGUCAGCAUCCUGAGACAGGAGGAGGAGGAGGAGGAGGAAGAGGAGAGAGGAGGGGAGAAGGAGAGGAGGGUCCAUUAGGUACCAUUACAGUCUAUUGAUUUCAGCUCUGAUCAUGGAUUAUCUGAUCAAUUCUGGUGUCUUUGAAUGUUCCACUAACAAACAAACGGUUUAAGGACCUUCACGCUUUCAAAUAAUAUUUCUAACAAUAGUACUAAUGCUGUGUUCAAGUAACUUCGGAAGUCAGAUGUCGGAGCUGAAAAUGACGUCAUUCCCAGCGUUUCAGUUACCAAGUCAGAAAAAGCAAAAUCAGAGACCUGAAACAAGAUGGCUACAUCUACCAAAGUUAUUAUAGCGCUUGCCUUAUAUUUGGACAAGGCUAGCGCUAAAAUAGCAUUCAUCAUGCGCUCGUUAGGGAUCAUGUAUGUUUCAAGUUUAACACUCGCUGUUAAUAAAAACCCUUGGAAAGGCUUUUCCUGUUUUCUUAUGGUGUCGCCCCCUUCAGACUGUUAGUAAAAAUACAUGCUUCGGAUGUAGCGUUCCAUAAAAUAAUGCGAUGAAGCAUGAUACAAGACGGCCAGUCCACCCCUGUCUGUAAUCCGUGAGGUUACAAACCCCUCCUACUUUGUCCAAUCGAUGAGCGCCCCUUUCAACCACAUGAUGCUGCUCAGAAAGUUCAGUGCGCUUCAGAAAUCACAGUGUUAAAGCAGAACCGAAACGGGUGAUAAAUGCAACAAUGUUGCGACUAUCAGCUCCACAAUCAAACCAAGUCCGCUUGUCAGGUGUGAAAGCGACCUAAAAUAAUUUUCAUAGAUGUAGCCAUUUUGUUUCCGCCUCCAAAUUCGCUUUUUACUGACUUGGUAACUGAAACGCUGAGAACUCGGGUGUGACGUCAUUUUCAGCUCCGACCUCUGACUUCCGAGGUAACUCAAACGCAGCAUAAAGUCGGACAAUGAGAAAAACAUUAUUUGAUAAAUUUUUAUUGCGCCCCUAAAGUUCUUCCUGUGCUCCCUACUUUUUCGUUAAUAAAGGUCGUGUCAAGCCCUGUGUCGCUACAUCCGAAGCGGACUAUCCGAGGAAACAAACUCUGGUCGAUUUAAAGCGGACCAAACAGCUCUGGUGUGGAAGCGACCUUAGUGCUAGCCUUGUCCGAAUAUUAGGCAAGUGCGAAAGUAACUUCCUUAGACAUACCCAUCUUGUUUCACGCCUACGAUUUUGCUUUUUUCCAACUUGGUGCUGAGAACUCGGGUGUGACGUCAUUUUCAGCUCCGACCUCUGACUUCCGAGGAAACUUGAACGCAGCAUAAAGUCGAACAAUAAAUCAAACAUUAUUUGAUCAGUUUUCAUGGCGCCCCUUAAGUUCUUCGUGUGUUCGUGUCAGGAUAUUAGAGACGUGAAGAGUUUCAUCAGUCUGUGAGUUUGAGGAUCAGGGUCCACUUUGGUCGUGUUGACACAGAUUUAAAAAAGCGAUAUUCCUCAAUCUCUGGGAGAUUUAAAGUUCACUAAGGAAGUGUUCUUCUGAAGAGCUCGGCUUUAAUUGUUGCUUCACCACAUGCUGUUGGUUUACAGUUUCUCCAGACGCAGUGUUUGUUUUCUGGCUGUGAGCUAACAAGCCUGCAGCGCGCUCUCCUUAACACUCCUAAUUCCAGCACAUAAACAGGCAUUUAAAUUCAGACAAGGACUACCUAGGAAACCCUCACACACACACACACACACAAGUCAUUUUCUGAAGCAUAUAAUAACAGUUUGGGAGCUUGUUCACACUUCCAAACGUAUGUCGGCCCUCCAAACAAAAGGCAUAAACAAUAAUUUGAAUAAAUGGAGGUAAUUUCCUGCAGCAGAAUGUCUAAUCAGAGACGUAUUCUACUGGAGGACCACAGCAAGAAAACCAAAAGGCGGGAGAGAUUUUCAAAUACACGCUGAGAAAGAAAAAAGCCGCGAAGAAUGACAGCUCAAAACUACCCAUCAUGCCUUGCCAAGCCUGCUGGCCAACCGAACAAACACUCGGUCCAUCUGUGCCCACUAAGAGCCUCUCAUAGCUCCAAAACAUUUACAAAAUACCCGCUAACAACCCAUUCAUUACUCUUUGUCUGCCUCUCUGUUUAUCUGCCUCCCUCCUCUUCCUCUGCCCGGCUCUUUCCACCCAAACUGGAAAACUAAUGACAUGAAAUCUCAUCUUUUGUACUUUUCCUCGUCCUCCUUUGUGCCGUCGAGCUCCAUUGUGUUUCCAAAUCAAUCAAAAACACAUCAAUGCGCCGCUCUCGUACGCCUUAUUUUCAUCAAGUCCAGAAUGCACCAUCCUGAUCCCCCUAAUAUUGACCAGAUCACCCACUGUGGACUCAUCCGCCUCAGAAAACCCCUCACAUCUACUUUCUCCGUCUCCAGGAGAAACUGACAGGAAGUUUGUGGAGAUAAAAAACAGGAACUCUUUAGAGACGGAUGUAAAAUUAACAUCUUCACAUUUUAUUCUAGGCAAGGUCAAAAACUACGAUUUUGACUCCAGCUAGUGAUGAUCAGGGUGGAGGACCACUACUGUGGACCAACAGUUUCCCCCUCCGACCAAGGACGACAAUCAGAAGAUUAUCUUAUGUCGUCUAAGAUGAUCCUGUGGUCUGAGGUCUUAAGAGUGAAUUUGUCCCGAUAAUUGGGUCUGAAACGGGUCGGGGCCCACAAACCAAAAAUCUUCACGUGUUCGGGGAAAGCCGAUGACUCCGGAUCAUGACUCUGUGAAUUGUUGGAAUGUAGCCAAUCAAGAGGCGAGCUGAUUGAGGAACAAGGAACCAAAUAAAGUGAACAAAAAUAAAGCACGGCCUACAGCGUACGGGAUUUAGUACUCCCAAAACCACCAUCACUCCCUCCUCUUGUGCGUCCUCUUCCAUGUUGCGUCUCGUGUUUCCCGGUCGUUGUUUCUUCUUCUUCGUUUUUGUUAGAUCCAAUUUUAUCACCCCGCUUUAUUUCCAACACAACGACAAAGACGGUCCCCAUCAGAACUGGAACCAUGUUCCUAAAGUGUCCGUUUCUUUCUGUCUCCAGGAGCUGAGACUCUUUUCUAAUGUUGUGUUUGAGGUGGAUCAGGGUCUCCUCAAAAUCUCCUCUGAUAUCUGGUUCUCGGCCCGUUCAGACCUCCACUGUCCUUUAGGUCUUUGUGCUGUGAGGUCAAAUCCGGGGAAGACGGCGUUGACGUCUCAAACUCUUCCUGUGGGUAGUUGAGUUGAACUGAGGAAGUUGGUUUCACUCUUGAAGAGCCGGUCGAUGGCUCUGGCUGAUGCCUCUGUAUUGUUGUGGGUUUGUCAGCAGGACUCCUCGCUGCUGCCAGAUUGUCCGACUGAGUUUUUGUGCGAACAGCUGGAGGAUAUUUGGGCUCAGAUGGUGAUGGUGGCCGUCAGCCCAGCAGCUGCUCAUCUCUGAAAAGACUGGAAAACAUUUGUAAAAAUGGAUCAAUCUAUUCACAAUAAAACAAUGAUCGCAGCGAGUCGACAGCAGACUGCUGACUUUGAGAUUUCUGUGUUCAGAUGCAGUAAAAGUCUGUGAGAGGUCAGAGAUGGUACAGAUUCAACCAUCAGAGUUUCAUGUUUGUUAAAUUUGACUGACGGACUUAAAGAUUCACUUCCUCUCAAGGACAGUGAACAUCAAAACUCGAUUUUUUAAUCCAAUCAGCUUCAUUAAUGUUCAGGUUUAUGACACUGAUCCAGUCUGCUGUUAGCACAUGUCCUCAGAGGGAUCCUGGUGUCGAUGGUGUCACUACCCGAUCCGUCCCGGGAACUUGAUUUGUACUGAGCACGUGCGAAAAGUACGUCACUUCCUCUAUUCAUGUUUCAAUGUAUUUUACGGCAGUGAUUCACUACCUACAUGAUCCCACUGCAAAAGUGCAAAUUUACUUCACCUCAAAAACUUUAUUUAAACUACAGAUCGAUUCAGAAACCAGGGCAUGAGCUCUGGCGAACGCCUCGGCAUUAACUCUGAUCAAAAUUAUGGUCCUCUGAUUUUUCAAAGUAUCAAGGGGGGAAUUAUUUCAUUAAUUUUAUAAAUUAAAUUUAUUAACAAGAAGCCGACACGUUAUGGACGAUGAAUUUCAGCGUUUUUAUACAGCGUUUCUAUUUCAACACUGAAAUAUUCACAUUCAUUCAAGCCUUUUAGAACUACGUUACAAUUUUACAAUUCUGGUGGAGUAGGAACCGUUAAUCGUAAGACUGGGCGCCAUUCUCUUGACUUUCCAGCACUCUGCUCUAGUCUGUGGAAGCAGGAGAAAAGAAAAGAAAAGUGUGUGGCUGUUAUAAACUGAAGCAUUAAUAAACUGAAGCAAACUCGCUGAUGUUGAAGCCGCCACAAACCUCAAGGGGGAAAGAAUCGCUGAGCUGUCGCAAAGAUGGCUAGUUGAGAAAGUGAGGUACGUUUCGCACAUGUGCUGUAAAAAUCGUGUUUCCGUACGGAUCGGGUCGUGACAGAUGGUCUAUCACAGCUGGGGUCGACAUUUGUAACUCCUGUGGUUACAUUUGGAAACUCCAACAAUCAAGUUUGAAUCACGGAAUUCAAGAUCAAAGGAAAAAAAGAUCAAAGAGAACGGAACUCUGUCGCAGAGUAAAGGAACAUUCCGUGAUUCUCAGUCUGACCAUCACAGCUCAGAGUUGAUUGUAGAGAAGGCCGUGAAGACUUGACCAUCACUCCAACAGGAUAUUUGAUGGUCUCUGAAGUCUUUUUAAAUCUGAUUGUGUUUCAGCCUCAGCCACCGUGGAGGACUUUCAGAUCCGUCCACACUGUCUGUUCGUCCACUCGUACCGAGCCCCGACCUUCUGUGACCACUGUGGGGAGAUGCUGUGGGGUCUGGUCCGACAGGGACUCAAAUGUGAAGGUAAGAACUGAAUCCAUAGUUUUCUUCAACUUCUCAAAGACCCACUUUGAAACCUCUCUCCGUGUCCUUCUGUCCAGGCUGUGGUCUCAACUAUCACAAGCGCUGUGCCUUUAAGAUCCCAAAUAACUGCAGCGGGGUGAGGAGGCGCCGCUCGUCCAACGUCUCUCUGACGGGAGGGCUGGUGAACAUCUGCCGCCCCCUCUCUGCUGAGCCGUCACCGCCUCACUACACCGACGAGGCUCUACUGGUCAGUAGAUUCAGACUCAUGACUGUUAUUGGAGGACUGACCUUCAGACAAGACUCGGUAUCUCCUUAUGACCAAUCAGGCUUUGUUGAAACUACAUUUAUAGUCGUUAGGUCCUCCAUCCUCUUAAAAUGAUGAUUUAUAUUUUCCAUAAAGAAGUGAGUUAAAGUGUGUUUUUUCUCUGACAUUCAAACCUUGAACUUUCUCUUUCUCUCUCACCUUUUUAGUCUCCAGUCAGUCCAAGUAUGGAGGUAAGUUUCACCUCUCGAACUUUUGAUUGAACUUUUUCAAGCUUCUUCAGUUUAUUGUCCUUAAAUUAGUAGAUGUGCCAUCGCUGUUCCUCUUACUUCCACUAAAGUUUCCAUAUCAUAUAUUCUCAUGUGGACUUGAAUGGGUUUGAAGAUAACCAUGAGACCAUCAGACAUUCAACCUAAAGUCCGUAAACUCAGUCUGGAGAUCUGUGAUGAAGUUAACUCCAAACAGGCGUUGUUAAAACAGCCUUGUCCUGAAAAUUUCACCACCCCUCUUAAAAUAUCGGUGAAUAUUUGGUGCCGAUUGCUGAGCUUUUGUUUUCUAGCGUGCCAUCUGUCAUCUGGGAACUAUUCUUAGGAUCAGUAACAGAACAAGUUGCUCUGCAGUGAAAUUUUGGAUGAAUUUUAAUGAACUUCAUGAAUCUUUGCCUCCUCUGGCAGCAGAAGAACCAGUUGGAGUACUUCCCAGGCAGAGAGCGGCGCUCCAGCUCUCAGUCCUACGUGGGUCGUCCCAUCGAAUUGGACAAGAUCUUACUGUCAAAGGUCAAAGUCCCUCACACGUUCCUGAUCCACUCGUACACCCGACCCACUGUCUGCCAGCACUGCAAGAAGCUGCUGAAAGGUCUCUUCAGACAAGGCCUGCAGUGCAAAGGUCUGUUUCUUAUCCCAACGUCUGACAUUUAAGAAUUCAAGUUCAUCUCUAAACAUCUUCUUUCACUGAACUGGAGGUUUAUCGUCCCCUUGAGCCAAAGUUGGGCCAAAAGUUCUGGUCUUGUUUUCAGUGUUUAGAUCAAACCUUUUGAUCCUGUGUAGCAUGUUGGACCAGGUGAUGAUCUACAGCAUGUCUAGGUGUCAUCAAACCUCGCCUCUUGGUGGUUAUCGGUCACUCUGUGAUUCUAAUCUGACUCUUAACUCCAGUUUCUACCACAUCCAGAACAGCUACGAAUGGAUGUCCAGUCGGUCUCUGCUCUGACCCGAUGAUCGCUCUGUUUCUGUAUCUUCUCCAGAUUGUCGGUUUAACUGUCACAAACGAUGUGCUCCUAAAGUCCCGAACAACUGCCUGGGAGAAGUUUCCAAAAAUGGAGGUUAGCUUCGAUAUCCACUGUUAGCUAAUCCAAACCACAGAGCAGAACCCAGGUCCUGAUGUGAUCCACUUCAUGGUUUCUUUGUCCUGUAGAGCUCCUGAGUCCAGGGGCGGAGUCGGACGUGGUCAUGGUGGAGGGUUGCCUCGAUGACCAUGACCUGGACAGAGGAGGCGGCCUGUUGGAUGACAUGGAUGAAGCGUUGACAUCAGAAGGGGGUCUCCUGUUGGAGGCGGGGCCGAGUGACCUUUGUGACAUGCACGACCCGGACCUGGAUGAGUCAAACCGGGCCAUCAGGUAAACGAACGCUCUCACUCAGAAACAGGAACGAGCUCGAUCUCUAACCUGGGUAAGUAAAGAUUCAAUACAAAUAAAUAAGAAUAUAAGGUUGACAUUUGCCCCGCCCCCUGCAGCCCGUCCACCAGUAACAACAUCCCUCUGAUGAGAGUCGUUCAGUCCGUCAAACACACAAAGAGGAAGAGCAGCAACGUGAUGAAGGAGGGAUGGAUGGUCCACUACACCAGCAAGGACACUCUGGUACUACACCUGUCUGUGUUUACACCUGUCUGUGUUUAUGUCUGUGUCUACACCUGUCUGUGUCCAUACGUGUCUGUGUCCAUACCUGUCUGUUUGAGUGUCUGAAGGUUGUGUGGAUCAGUAUUGGAGUAAAUUGAAGGAGAAUCUAAAGGGUUUCAUUUCCUGAACUUCUCCUUUGCUGAGAUCAUCCCUCCACCUCACAGGUGUUUCAUAUCAAGAUGCUGAUUGGACAUGAUUACUGCACAGGUGAACCUUAGACUGGACUCAAUAACAGGCCACUCUCAAAAGUGCAGUUUUACUGUCUUGGGGGCGUCUGGGUUGGGGGGUGUAUCUGGUGUUUCCUCCAUUUGCCUCAGUGCGUCACAUGUCCUGGGCAGAGGGUUGCUCAGGUUGUUGAUGGUCUGUAGGAUGUUGGUCCACUCCUCUUCAAUGUCUGUGUGAAAUUGGUGGAUAUUGGCGGGAACUGGACCACGCUGUGACACCUGCGCAGUAAUCAUGCUGUCUAAUCAGUUUCUUGAUCUGCCACACCUGUGAGGUGGAGGGAUGAUCUCGGUCCACAGACACAGAUUUGGAAAAAUGAAACAGGUCUUUGGUGUUCAGAGAAAAAGUCUGAGAUCUAUGGGAGCAAAAACAAAAGUGUUGAGUUUAUAUUUUUGUUCAGUGUAUCUACUAUGACAGUGUUUCUAUCUGUUUUGUUGUUGCUUUGUUUAAUGGCCGCAAUUCGCCCUCCAUCAUCUGUGUUUGUUUGCAUCUGGGUAGUCGAGUAUUUCAGGGUUAAAAAUAUUGAUGAUUUCUGAAAUCAGAUCAUUAUUCUAACGUAGGACAGUGAGGGUGACGGUGUUUAACUCGCUGCUUUAACACCUUUAACCUCUCAUCCACCCAUCCUCCUCCUCCUCCUCCUCCGUCAGAUAUAAUAAACUUCUGCUCUGAUGUGACUUUAGUAAACCACCAGUGAUGGAUUUUUAGGACUCAUGUACUAUAAAUAGGAAUGAGUGAAGUCAGUAUGUUUGCUGCUCUUUGUCAGAUGCAGUUUUUAUAUAUUUAUUUCUCCUAUUUUGUUUUGGUUGUCUUUUGUGUGGACGUGGACCAGCCCUUCUUUUGUAAGGUCCUUUGUUUGGAAUAAAAGAAUAAAAAUGCCAAUCACCAGAGGUGAUAUGGAAAUUAGGCUGAUUUAUGGUAUCAGCAGGAUGAUUAAAUUUGUAACACUCAAAGACAAUAAGAUAAUGAGAAAACGUGGAUCAAAAAAACGAGGUUAUUUUGACUUUUGUUUUCAUGUCUGUACAAAUAUUUUGGCAGAUUUGUCUUGAAGACGAGGCCAACGUUCCAUCAGGCUUCAAAGAAAAGUGAUAAAUAUGGUAGUCAGUUAGUCAAGGUGAAUCUGGAUCUGUGAACUCGGAGUGGAUGUUCCACAGGUUGGAUGUGAUUCUGUCGAGUCUUUUCUGUUUCUGUCUUUAACCUCCUCUUCUUCUUCUUCUCCGUGUUUCAGAGGAAGAGACAUUACUGGCGGCUGGACAGUAAGUGCAUCACGCUGUUUCAGAACGACACAGGGAGUAAAUACUAUAAGGUAAGUCCAGUGUCAAAGUUCAAGUACUGACCAGGUAACAAGGUUUGGUUUUGAGAACCAACCAUUGUGGACCAUCUGUCUUGGGUUUCCCUGCAGGAGAUCCCUCUGUCGGAGAUCUUGUCCCUGGAGCCGGCGCAGACCUUCUCUCUGCUGCCUGAUGGAGCCAAUCCUCACUGCUUCGAGAUCGCCACGGCCUCGCUGGUUUAUUACGUCGGGGAGAACCUGCCGAGAGCUGAUUCAUCCGUGACCACCAGCAGCAUUCUGGUCAAUAAUGUCAUAUAUUUACAACCCAGUGAAGAGUCUCUGCUCUGUCAGGAUCUCUGCCUUUAACAAAUAACUCCCUGGUUUCAGGUGAGCGGCGUGGGGCCGGAUGUGGCUCGGAUGUGGGAGAUGGCCAUCCAGCACGCUCUGAUGCCGGCAGUCUCCACAGGAAUAUCCCACAACUCUCACCGCGGAGGGCACAGUAAGACCCCCACUCUGAUCUAAACACUGGUGUAGUUCAUUUUAAGGUCUGGUCAUGAACUCUGAGUUUUUACCUAAAGUUACUUUCUUCUCCUUUAAAUGAAACUCAGACAUUUAAAGAUGGUUCACUCAGAAGUUUUACACAUCUUCGGAUUAAAUUGGUCGAUAAAUCUUAACCUGGACUAAACCUCGACAUUCAAAUAUAAAUCAAAGAAUAACAGUAACUUUAAUUCUUAUUACUGCCAAAGUCGUAAAUAACCUUCAUGUGGAGUACCACAAGGCUCGAUUCUGGAUCCCCUCCUUUUUAGACUUUGUUUGGUCCCUGUAGGGUUAAUCAUUCGAUAUGCAGAUGAUAUUCAGCUCUAUAUGGCUGAUGAUUUAGUGAUCUGGGGACCUUUUACUGCCCUAAAAACUCCACCUGCAUUAUCACAAAGUCCAUGUAAGUGCACAUGAAGGAGUUGACUACAGGUCUUGAAUGUUUUAUACUUUAUCGGGGACAGUUUCCAAAUGUGUCGACUGAAGUUUUAGGAAAAUAACUUUGAAAUGAUGGAAACACGAUAUCGAAAACUCUUUGUCUGCACAGAUAAAGCACAGACUAGCCCUUUAAUGCCUUAAACCACAAAUUAUGGCCAGAAAAUUCAAAUUGUUUUGGAGCUGAAACGUUUAUUUCACUUACUACUUAAAACCAAAAAAAAUCAAAAUGUCCUUAAAAUUUAACAAAUAUAUUUAUUGAUCUCGUUUGAUAAGUAAGAUGUUUUUGAAAACUGACAAACUAAAAGAGGACUUUUUUUUUAUCAUUUAUCAGACUGUAUUCAGGUGUUUUUUUUUAGUAAUUUGUUGAUCAGAUUUGAUAGAUUUGUAUGAAAGUAUGAAUUAAAUAUGAUAUAAAAUGCAUUAAAGAGCUAGAAGACUUAGCUGCUACAAGUCCUACUCUAAAGAAUCCAAAGGAAAAUAUUCAGACCAUGCAUCAGUUUUUGUCCUUAACACUCAUUUUUACAGCUUUUCUGUGACUCAGGGGAAAAUAAAAGGAGAGUGCAGUAAAUGAAGGAUGUGCUUCACUUUCAUAUCAGCUGUCAGAAUCCAACUGUCGAAAUGUAAAUGUCAUUUCAGCACAAUCCCACCUGUGAAAUGACUCCUCGCAGGUUUCCAGCUCAGGUGGAAAUGCUCACGUUGUUGCUGAAUUCUCCUGCAGACUCGCAGUUCCCAUCAGGGCCGUCGACGCCCACAUGAAACCCAUCAGAGAUAUUUCAGACCUUUACUGACGUCAAAGCGAUCAUGACUAACACUUCACUGUGGUCUCUCUGCUUCUCUGAGUCUUUGUGUGUUCACCUGUGGACAAAUCCACCAGAAUAACACUGAGUUUAACCCGCCUGAAGCUUUUACAUUUCAGCUCUUUCUACCAACACACACAUUACAUCUGCCAGAACACACGCCUCAGCUUCACCUUCAAUUCUUUUCAAGGAGAAGUUCUCAGCAGUUCGGUCUAUUUCGGUUCUGCUUCAGUCUUUUCUCUAAGAAAAAUCAACCCUGAACAGUUUUAACUCUCAUCACGUCUGUGUUUCUUUAACAGAGGAAGUUUCCAUCAGUAUUUCCGUCUCCAACUGCCAGAUCCAGGAAAACGUGGUAAGAAAACACACAGAGACAAAACCUGCAGGGGUACCGAUGAGGUAUUAAAGGCACGGACUGAAUAAAACAGUCUGAGUCUCACUGAUGAAUAGAGAUGAGCAUUCAUCCGACUAACUAACAGAUUCGUGUCUCUAAGAAAAUAAAUCUAAACCAAAGAGUUAGUCACUUACAGCCAGUCCAUUACGGACUACAGUGGGGUGCCGCAGCUCAAGGAAGAACAUUUAUGAUUAUUUCUUCAUCAUUUCCUUGAAGUAAUAAUCACCAUAUUAAUCAUUUUACAGACGCUGUAGUUCUUCUGUCUUAGCGUCUUGGUCUGAUUGUAUUUCCAUGAAGAAAUGAUCAUAAAUGUUCUUCUUUGAGCUGCGGCACCCCGCUGUAGUCUGUAAUGGACUGGCCUGAGGUCUCUCUACAAACAAGCGUCUGCUGGAAGAGAGUAGGUGAGUUGUGUUUAGUCUCUUUGCUAAAGAAAUGAGUCAAAGUUAAAAAGAUGUUUGGUGUCUAGUACUAUGGCUGUGACCCUAUAUGUACUAAACUCAGUAGAUCAUGGUGUAGUUCCGUUCAGUAACAGAACCUCAUUGGAAAAUUAGCUGAUUUAACUUUACUGUGCUCUUGUUCAAAUAUAUUAACUCGACAGCACAUAAAUUCAUACCUGUUAACAAAAUCAUGAUUUUAUUGAUAAUUCGGCUCAAUAAAAACACCUUUACCUUUUCAUUUUACUACAGUAGAAGUUUAUUGGCCCAGCUUAUAGACUACAGAUGUGGAGAAACGCCCCCGCUUAAGCUUGUUGUCUUAAGAGUUAAAACAACUCUGAAUAUAGUACUAUGUCUGUGACCCUAUAUGUCCUGUUGAUGAAGUUAGGUGCUGUUCUGAGCAUUAUUUGUGGCUAUAGAGUGGCGUUUUGGUUGAGGGCGUGGCUCUCUGUAUUGCUAUCCUGCGGUCGUUACUAAAGUUGGUAUAACUAGAGAAGUAAGCGGUCGACAACAUUCAUCUCUGGAGGGGGGGUUGUCUAACUCGGUGUUACAGUGUGUUUGACCCUAAAUUAAUUUUACGCCAGAAUAUCCCUUUAACAUGGGUCUUCAUGGAGUCUCAUCUGCUUUUGGAGCGAGCCCCAAGUGGACGCUUGAGGAACUGCAGUUUUUGGCAUUCGAGUUUUCCAACACCAGAGGCUGUCAUGUGACAGGAAGUGACAUUUAAAGAGUCUCAGAGUCAGAUACGGAGUUUAAAAUCAGAGUUAGCUGAGAGGAUCUUUGGUUUGUGAGGAUUUGGCGCCCCUUGUGGCUCAAGUGUGUAACUUCAGUUCCAUUCAGAGAUCUGGUAGUCUGGAUUUAAAGUCCUGUUUCUGGAUCAGGUCAGUGUAAACCAGUAUCCUUGAAAACUUGAGAACCAGUUCUUGUGACUUAUGAACAUUUCACCUAAAUGAUUGUUCUUAAACUUGAACGUCUGCCGAAUUAUCGUAUCUUUGUCUGACCCGGCCUGGAGCUCUACCUCUCUGUGACCACGAAGCACUUCCUUUUUGCCCCUCUCUUCCUUCUCUUCCUGAUCCACUUUGUUUUGAGGCGCCCGAACGUAAACGUCUCAGACCCUCGCGGCGAACAUUUACAUCAUAAAGAUCCACAUAAAGCUCAAAUGUCUGCAAACUCUAUUCAUGCUAAUGUGAGCGCCCAGAACAUCGAGUCCCGUUUCAAACGCGGGCGCUCACCUCGCCGUCUCCAAGGUGAGCACGUCUUCGAGCACCUCGGAUGGAGAUUACUGUGAUUACUCACUCAGCCAAAUGGUUUCCAUGGCAACUGAUGGUAAUUAGGCAGCAAGCUCGGGGAAGGGGGAGGAGGUUCAUAAUAUUGUAUUUCUGUCCUCUCCGCUCGAGGUGUGAUAUUAGGCUGUCAGCUAACAGGGGAGGAGAGGGAGACGUGAGUGCAGAGAAGGAGAAAAUAUUUAGCAGUCUUGGUGUCAAAGCUGUGGCGGAUCACUGACGCCGCGCCGUUUCACCACAAGUACAAAAACCCUUUUCUGAGCGCGCUCCUUCAGCUGGUGAUGAAUCCCUGCUUCCUUUUCAGUCCCACUGCCUCACCUUCAGAGACGCUGAAAAGAUGAAGUUUGAAAGUUGAUAUUUGGUUUAUUUUAAUGAAACCUCAGCGCUCCUGUCAGGUGUUUUACAGUUUAGACAGCUCAUUGGUUCGAUCAGUUUGUGAGGCCGGGUUUGGGAGUGGUCGGUCGCCAACCUUCAGUGGACCUAACGAGAGGAGGAGCGGGCCCUCGGAAACAUUACGGCCUGUCGUCUUCAUACAAUGAAACAAUCAAAAUAGAGACCGGCUCCCUCUGUCUCAGUAAACCUUCAUCCUGAGACAGAAAUGAGACUUUUUAAGAAAGUUUUUAUGCCACAGAAAAAUUCUUUCAGAUGUUCCUCCUAAACCUGGAGAUAUGGUCUAAAACUGAGGAUGCAGCAUCUAUGAUUUCCAAUUUGUCGAAAGGACAGUUGGACAAGUAAGUCCAACUGUCCUUUCGACAAAUUGGAAACUGUCCUCCAAAAGAGUGUUACCCCCAAAUUCCACCCUCAUCCUGAACGUCUCUUGUGGCUUCACAUGAGGAUCUGACCCCGGACUAACUCUGGAAUCAGCCUGUUGGAAAAGGAGUGUUAGAGGACACAUCAGAUACAACAGAACUGUUUACUGUGACUCUAAAAUACCCAAACACAAGACCUACAUUCAAAGACCGACCUGUGUUCCUCAGUCUGGACCUUGACCACAGGUUUUUCUCAGCUUUGGUUUUUGUUUUUCAGGAUAUCAACUCCGUGUAUCAGAUCUUCCCUGACGAGGUCCUGGGUUCGGGGCAGUUCGGCAUCGUUUAUGGAGGUAAAACUGAGCAGGGACCAGAUCUUUGAACGAGUCUUUUCUGGACUUUACAGACGGUCCAGAAAAGAUCGACUAUUUUAAAUUCAAGAGAGAGAAGGUUUGGAUGUGAAACUAAAGACUAAACAUCAGUGUGUGUGGAAGUGGAUUAUAUAUAUAUAUACUUUGAAUAGUACUUUGAGUACUUUGAUGCAGUACUGCAGUAAAGGAUCACACCUGUGGGUCUCACUCAUGCAGGUAAACACAGGAAGUCAGGCCGAGACGUCGCCAUCAAGAUCAUCGACAAACUCCGCUUUCCGACCAAACAGGAGAGUCAGCUACGCAACGAGGUGGCCAUCCUGCAGGUACACACACACACACACACACACACACACACACACACACACUUACUCUCCUGUCAGCAGUGAGUGAGACUUCCUGUCGGGAACGACUUCAUUACCGUGGCAACACUGUGGGGGUGUGACAUCCUGUAAUAAUUCAGCGCUGCUCAACCUGCAGGAGCUGCUGCUGCAACACACACACACACACACACACACACACACACACACACACACACACACACACACACACACACACACACCUGUUCACUUCAUGUCUUCUCUCUCAGUGACUCUGAUUCACAACAAACAUCAGAGACUUUAGAAACUCUCCUGACUGAGAGCCGGAGAGUUUCUGUGUUUGUCUGUUUAUUUUUAUUUGUUUGAUUUUAUUUUUGAUUUUUUAUUGAUAGAAGAAAAAAAAAACAUCGAAACAGGUAAAAAAAACAAAAACAGAUUAAAGUAGUUUCAGUUUUUGGAUCUUUAUGAUCUGAAGUCUGACGUUCAGACUCAGAGAUCCUGAAACGGUUCACAUCAGUUUGUAAAGAUAACAAACCUCCUCCUCCUCCUCCUUCUCCUCUUUCUCCUCCUCCUUCUUCUCCUUCUCCUCCUCCUUCUUCUCCUUCUCCUCUUCCUCCUUCUUCUCCUCCUCCCUCUCCUUCUCCUUCUCGUCCUUCUCCCCCUCCUCCUCCUUCUCCUUCUCCUCCUUCUCCUCUUCCUCCUUCUUCUCCUCCUUCUUUCUCCUUCUCCUCUUCCUCCUUCUUCUCCUCCUCCUCCUCCUUCUCCUCCUCCUUCUUCUCCUUUUCCUCCUUCUCCUCUUCCUCCUUCUUCUCCUCCUUCUUUCUCCUUCUCCUUCUCCUCCUUCUCCUCUUUCUCCUUCUCCUCUUCCUCCUCCUUCUUCUCCUCCUCCUUUCUCCUUCUCCUUAUCCUCCUUCUCCUCUUCCUCCUUCUUCUCCUCCUCCCUCUCCUUCUCCUCCUCCUUCUUCUCCUUCUCCUCCUCCUUCUUCUCCUUCUCCUCCUUCUCCUUCUCGUCCUUCUCCUCCUCCUCCUCCUUCUCCUCCUCCUUCUUCUCCUUUUCCUCCUCCUUCUUCUCCUUUUCCUCCUUCUCCUCCUCCCUCUCCUUCUCCUCCUCCUCCUCCUCCUCCUCCUCCUCCUCCUCCUCCUCCUCCUUCUUCUCCUCCCUCUCCUCUCUCUCCUUCUCCUUCUCCUCCUCCAGAGUCUGCACCACCCGGGCGUGGUGAACCUUGACUGCAUGUUUGAGACUCCGGAGCGAGUGUUCGUGGUCAUGGAGAAGCUCCACGGAGACAUGCUGGAGAUGAUCCUGUCCAGUGAGAAAGGACGGCUCCCUGAGAGGAUCACCAAGUUCCUGGUCACACAGGUCUCUCUGUAACGUUCAUGACUCUGCUCCUCAGAGGAUGAACCCUCGUGAUAAUAAAAAUAACCCUCUCUGUCUCCGUCUCGCUCAGAUUCUGGUGGCUCUGCGUCACCUCCACUUCAAGAACAUCGUCCACUGUGACCUGAAACCGGAGAACGUCCUCCUGGCGUCUGCGGACUCGUUCCCACAGGUGUGCGCCGUGUUGUCGUGGUUAUCCGAACGCUUUCAGACUCAUCUCUUGAUUCUGUUUGUCGUCUUUUUAAAGUCCUGCUCUGUGAUUGGCUGACACUGAACCCUCUCCUCUCAGCCGUGGGUUCGAGGUGAAACAGGCUGAUCCAGGCAAACAAACAAAAGCAGACACACAGACGGUCCAUUAGCUUUCAGCGCAACUAUUAGCAGCUCUCGGCAGUUUUCAGCCUCCCUCCAGAAAUAGCUGUUUGUGUCAGACAGACAAACUGUUAGCGCUAAUGAUGCAUCAGGCCGGCUGUUGGGCUCAGUGUUCCUCACACACUUUACUUUCUGUGAAUCUGCAGCCGAGCCUGAUGCUCCCGCUAACAUCAGGACACAAACACGGGGAACAUCUCCUUCAGACUAAUGCAUUAGCUUCCACCAGAGCCGUGUGACCGCGGCUAAUGGGACGAUCCGGAGGCUGAAGAGAGUCUGAUGGUGUUUGUCUUCACCGCCGUCACAUAAGGAGAUAGAUCUGUGUGUGGAAGAGUGUGGAGAGUAGUCAUGGUAGAUGAGCAAAGGUUUGAAGAGAGAGGAAGUGCAACAUAAAUAAGAUCCUUGACCUUUAACCCCUGAAACUCAGAUUCUGCGGCGGUGGCACACGUCGUCCAUCAUGGAAAGAAAAGUUCCAGACACAGAUUUGCACGCGGUUGUUGGUGAAUCAGACUUUGUUUACAUGCAGCUGAGAAAACUGAAUUAUUGACGUGAACGUGUCCUCCUCCCCAACACUAGGGGGCGAUAUGGGUCUUUUCAACGUCAGAAGUGUCUACAACUGCUGCUGGGCAUUUUGGAGAAACAAGAAGAUGGAGCAUCGUACAGCGUUGUUUUUGUCCGACAUGAUGGACGCGCUACUUUUUCUAAAGAGGAGACCAACGCUACUCCUCUACUCUGGGGGUUUUGUUACAGGGUUAUGGGGGCGUGGCCUGUAACCGAUCAUACUCCGACUACGCUGGUUACAUGGUAGAGAAAAUCGUAUUCCAAUCACGUUAUCCGGGUGACUUAAUCAGAGUUCGGACUAAGGUGUUUACAUGACCUUUAGCGGUCAGGAGCCGUAUGCACGUUGCUUGGCAAAACGCGUUUAACUCCUAAACGCCAAAAAUGUUGGUAUGCACGUCACUUCGUAUAGCCGUUAUCGCACCUCUGGGGGUCCAAUAGCGGGUCUAAACGCGUUUAAAUACGGCGGCACUCUUGUUGUUCCAAGGAAGACAGCGGCGACAAUUGCGUCGAACAGGAUUUUUCGUGACAGAAUUCACCCCUUCGACACGUAUGACGACCACGAAGUGUUCCGUAAGUUUCGACAGCAUCAUAUUCUCGACCUCACACAGGAGAUUUCCGCUGAAAUUGAACUUUCGAACCGAGGAUUCACCCUCACUCCACUCCACAAGUCCUCGUAACCUUACGGGGCCGUUCUCAACCGAAAGUACACAACACUUAAAACAGACCGGUUGACCCAAUUCUAUAAAUAUCUUUACCGUUUAAGACACAGUAAACGCGGUUAGCUAUACGGUUCCGUUUACAGCAAAAAUCGUAUAGGAACUAAACGCGUUUAAGGCCCUAAUCGCGUUUACGCUAAACGCUUUCAACGUGCAUACGGGCCCUGGUCUUAAUCGGAAUAAGGCGAUAAUUCGUACGCCAAUUUACUGGAUCCGAUUGUGAGGAUUACUGACCGGGGUGAAAUGACGUCUAAAAACUGGGAAUUGACACGUUAACUUGAAUGUUUACGAUCAGCUACGAUCGGAGGAUACGACCUUUUAGGAGACGAUCAGGAUGUGAUGGAAAUUGGGGUUUAAAUGUAGUUUUGUUGGUUUUUAUCUUUCAGUGACUCUGCAGAAGAAUCUUUAAUCCCUUUAGUUUGUGUUUCUGUCGGUGAAGUUUGUUAAAUUUCUCGUCCCAGAGUGACUCGUCUCUCAGGACACGUUUGAUCGUCGAGGACAAAGACCAGAGGGAAUAAAAACACCAGGAAACGUCUUUUUUUAAACGUUAAAGGUUGAUCUCUGAAAACAGGAGUCAGCUCUGGAUCUCCGUGGUGAUUGACAUCCCACUGAGGAGGACAGGUAACCAGCGGACGUCCAGGUACGGCGGACAGGAGGUGUCAAUCACGGGCUGAGUCUGAACAACAACAACAAUGCCGCCUCUGGAGGUUUCCUCCGACAUCCACCGCCGAAAAACAAGGUCAACCCGCCUCCAUCCGAACGCCACCUGGAUGAGAAGUGUCGGUCAGGAGAACAACACUAAAACUGAAAAUAGACCUCAGCGGCGCCGAGCGGUGGAUGCUAAAACGAUCUGAUUCAUCACAACAGCGGCGCCGUGUGCCAACCUUUCCCGGACCGCUUCCAUCCUUCUCCUGAGUGUGUGUGAAUCAUCCUGUAAAGAUAGCAGCCAACAGCUCUUCACUGUCAGCAGCUUCAUCUCACUCAUCCUCCCUGUUUCCAUCCAAACACUGACUGAUGCCGCCGCCGCCGCCGCCGCAGAGCCAACGCCAGGAGGGAGCCGACAUUUAUGAUUCAGACUCAUUAAGAAUUUCCCUGUAAUUGUGUUUUUCUCUCUGCUUCAGAGCGAAUGAUCAUUUAUUACCCAGAAAUGACUGUAAAUACUCAGAAAAUACAACAACAGUCGCCAGGAGGAGAAUCACGCUCCGUCUCUGAUCUGUCCAACGCCAAAACACACGUGAAUGUCACAGAUAUCGUUAUUGAGUUCGUGUUUGACGAUCUUUCAUCUGAUUGAUAGAGAGUUCGCUGGUUUGAGGCUCUAAACAGAUUAGUAAACGUCUCUAACACGCCUUCGUCGUCUCCUUCAGGUGAAGCUGUGCGACUUCGGUUUCGCUCGGAUCAUCGGGGAGAAGUCCUUCAGGCGCUCCGUGGUUGGAACGCCGGCGUACCUGGCUCCUGAGGUCCUGAGAAACAAAGGUUACAACCGCUCUCUGGACAUGUGGUCAGUCGGGGUCAUCAUCUACGUCAGGUCAGUGAGCUCUGUUGUCUGAUUUACGUUUCCGAACGUUCUUAAACUUCUGUCCAGUUCAUACUGAGGUCCGUUUUUUUGUCCUGCAGUCUCAGCGGGACGUUUCCUUUCAACGAAGACGAAGAUAUCAACGAUCAGAUCCAGAACGCCGCCUUCAUGUACCCCCCCCAUCCCUGGAAGAAAGUCUCCAAUGAAGGUACUGAACCCCUCACUUUGGUUUAGAGAAUCAGACUCUCAGCUUUUACUAAAACAUGAACCGAGAAUCUGUCUUUAAUACAAGCCUGCCUCAUAUAAAGGCCUGGUACCUGCUGCUGUGAAAGACAUCGAAGACUGGGCCUCUAUUAGAGGAUUUACGGUAAGAAACAGGUUUCAGGAGACCAACCUCACGACACAGAUCAGGGUAUUUUUAGAGGUCACAUUUUAUAGUCCGUCAACCAAUCAGAGGCGGUGUCUGUAAAGGUCCAAUUAGAAGCAAAGACAACCAGAGACGUUAUAGUCUCAAUAUAGAAAUAUAGAACAUAGAACUGUUUGACCUCCGCUUAUUAUAGUUUAAGUAGAUCUGUGCUCAUUAGGGGUUAAAAUAUUAAGAUUAUGAAUAUUUCAAAGACGUCAACAGACUUGGAUCUGUUUUAUUUCUGUCCUAUAAUCAGGUUUGUCUCAUCUUAGGGUCAGAACCAUAGAUCUGUGAGUUUAACCCCCGAUCUCCACCUUCAUCCUGAUCGUCUCCUAAAAGGUCGUAUCCUCCGAUCGUAGCUGAUCGUAACCAUUCAAGUUAACGUGUCAAUUUACACCGACUUCUUUCCGUUCCUCUGCCGAUCGCCGGACUCCUCAGCUGAUCACAAGAGUUCUAUUUUUUCUGGACGCCGGAGCAUGGCGGAUAAAUUCAUGCUGAGAUGCUGAUUCUAGAAGUCUAGAAGUAGAUUUCCUCCUCUGGAAGGACACAAUCUACUGCUUAUAUGUCUAUGUGUCUGUCUUUAUAGAGACAACUCGUUAUCGCGCGAUUGAACGUGAAUCUGCGGGUUCUUGUGAGUUCUCCCGAUUCCGCCACAAACGGAUCCAGUAGGAAUUGGCGUACGGCGAAAAUCAUUGAUGAAAAUUGGGGGUUUAGUGUUCCUCCUACUUUUGCUCUCCAUACAGGUGGUUCCUCUUGCUGACACCUGAUUGGUUGAUACUUGAGCAGCACCCUCAUGUCUGGUUAAGUUGUUGUGCGUGUCUGAGAGGUGAGGGGCGUUUUGUAAUCACGCCUUACAUCAGACUUCCUGUACCAACAACUAUAAACCGUUCAAAUACCCCCUUAAACGCUGAAGGCAGAGACGGAUGUUUUCUCACCUCUGAGUGACUCUGAGGGGGUUUUUCAUCCACUCACAUCGGCUCAGGUUAUUUCCUCCCGCAGUGGCGUGAUCACUCAAACACAGCCUUGAAACCUCGGAGCGUUGCUGCGUGACUCAUCGUGUUGUCGUCAUUGUCUCUAAAUGCGUCUGCUGUGUGUGUUGGCAGGAAUUGUCCUGUUGACUAGCAGACAGAUUUAAAUCAGCCUGACUCAUUUGCUCCUCGGCCGGAUCCCCGAAGCGCUCCUAACCUCUCGUCCACCUCCUCAUCCCGCCGGAGACACUUCAGCCGCUCCAGAAUAAGUGUUGUAAAAGUCCUCUCCGUCAGCCGCAGGAGGAUUAAAUGUCACCGAAUCAACUCUCGGUGCGUCAACAAAUCUGCAUUUCCAAAGAUCACUGUAAAAGGAGUCACUUUAGAAAGGUUUCUGAGAGAGGACGGCCCACAUGCAGCACGACCAUCUCUCGGUUUAAUGGGAAGAAGUUAGACUGAGGGGACUUUGGGGGGCGAUGGCGGCGCCAUGACACACUCAGUGCGUUCACAGUCACAGUUUACUCGGACUGAGCUCAUAAUUCGAUCUGAAUCAGACUUCUCUCCUUGUCCAAUCAACAAAUGUUUUUUUUUCCUGUAAAUACGGCGGUGAAGUUAGUUUCAGGUUGGAUAAAUUUUCCUGUAAAUACGGCGGUGAAGUUAGUUUCAGGUUGGAUAUAUUUUCCUGUAAAUACGGCGGUGAAGUUAGUUUCAGGUUGGAUAUAUUUUCCUGUAAAUACGGCGGUGAAGUUAGUUUCAGGUUGGAUAUAUUUUCCUGUAAAUACGGCGGUGAAGUUAGUUUCAGGUUGGAUAUAUUUUCCUGUAAAUACGGCGGUGAAGUUAGUUUUAGGUUGGAUAUAUUUUCCUGUAAAUACGGCGGUGAAGUUAGUUUUAGGUUGGAUAUAUUUUCCUGUAAAUACGGCGGUGAAGUUAGUUUCAGGUUGGAUAUAUCUUCCUGUAAAUACUCCGGUGAAGUUAGUUUCAGGUUGGAUAUAUUUUCCUGUAAAUACGGCGGUGAAGUUAGUUUCAGGUUGGAUAUAUUUUCCUGUAAAUACGGCGGUGAAGUUAGUUUCAGGUUGGAUAUAUUUUCCUGUAAAUACGGCGGUGAAGUUAGUUUUAGGUUGGAUAUAUUUUCCUGUAAAUACGGCGGUGAAGUUAGUUUUAGGUUGAAUGUAUUUUCCUGUAAAUACGGCGGUGAAGUUAGUUUCAGGUUGGAUAUAUUUUCCUGUAAAUACGGCGGUGAAGUUAGUUUCAGGUUGGAUAUAUUUUCCUGUAAAUACGGCGGUGAAGUUAGUUUCAGGUUGGAUAUAUUUUCCUGUAAAUACGGCGGUGAAGUUAGUUUUAGGUUGGAUAUAUUUUCCUGUAAAUACGGCGGUGAAGUUAGUUUCAGGUUGGAUAUAUUUUCCUGUAAAUACGGCGGUGAAGUUAGUUUCAGGUUGGAUAUCUGACGGACAUUCUCUGAGGAUCUACCGGUGUCUUCUCACUCUCCAUAACCGGGAAUAACAACAGCAGCGCGGUUAAAUCUACUCGACACCCUCACUGUCAACGUCGGUGUUGAAUAAGGGACCGUCAAUAAAUUACCAGUUGAUGUUCUCAGAAAAGGCUGUUUUCCUUCAAUAGCUUCACUGUCAUGUGACCAAAAGACCUAAAAUUGAUUUCUAAUAAUAGUACUAAGGUCGAUCAAUAAGACAAACAUUUGAUUUUCUUACUUUUUCAACUUGGGAGAACAUGUGAAAAAAGUUCGUGUCAAGCCCUGGAUCAUAUGAAGGUCUUUCCUGAAAAAGUUAUUGUGUUAUUGAUUCUGAUCGAUCAGACCUCAGGACAGAUAGAGGUGUCGACCGUGAGCCAAUCGAGCAAACCGACAUUUUUAAGAGUUUUUCCCAGAAACUGUCGUAGGUUUCUUUCUAUCAACAGGGAAAGUUCUCCUUCUCUGAGGGUUUUGUUGGACAGACUGACGUCGCCCUCCUUCGGCCUCACUGCUGAAAAAAAAAGGUCCAGAUUAGAGGAGGUCAUGUGACUUCCCUGAAGAUGGAGGACUGAAGGAGGGGGGGCUGUGUGAGAGAAAGACCUCAGAGCAGCAGCUGAGUGUCCGGGCUGUUCUUGGAAAGAGAGUUAGACGGACAGAUUUCGGGGGGUAUUCAUGUGCUGCUCCAUUCAUGUGCAUAAUACCAAGUGAAGGAGGCCCCUGCAGACCUGAGGGGCCCCGGGGUCCCAGAGCCGUUCAAACCGCUGACCCCUGAAGAGAUGUUAACAUCAUGUUAGCUUUGCUCAUUAGCCUUGACUGGCCCCUCACCACAGGGGGGGCAAAGACCCUGCUCCCCCUCCUCCUGGUCUUCAUCCUUCCCUGUACUGGACUCAAACCACCAUCAUCAUCACUUCUUCUUCUUCUUCUUCUUCUUCUUCUUCUUCUUCUUCUUCUCUCUCUCUCUCUCUCUCCUGCAGCGAUCGACCUGAUCAACAACCUGCUGCAGGUGAAGAUGAGGAAAAGGUACAGUGUGGACAAAACGCUCAGUCACCCCUGGUUACAGGUGAGACCCCCGUCAAUAAUAAUAACUUUAUCUGUGUAGUAAUUUUAAAAACAGUUAAAACGGAAUAAAAGGCCAUUUUCACAAGAUAAUACAAGAACCAUACAACAUAAAAAGACGUAAAAUAGUUAAGAAAGAAAAUGCAAUUAAAAAGAGGGUCGAAAGCAGAAACAGGACAGUAAAAAUAAAAGACAAUAUCAACAAUGCUUUUGAAUUUUAACAAAAGCUAAAAAGACAUUAAAGCUGAAAUAAGAUAAAAGAGAUAAAAGAUAAAAAAAAACUGAACUUAAAUAUACUAACUGAUAGAAAAGACACAUUCAGAGUUUUAUGACCUUCAAACUCAAAAUAAGAAAAUAAGAAAAUAAACUUUAAAGACAUGCAAAAUUGAGGAAAAGGUUGUGAGUUUGGACCAAAAGUUAAACCUGAUUUUUUGUUCGAAUGCGAAGAUGCUGAUGGGAUCAUUCGUGACGGGCUGAUUAAAAACAUUUUACUUUAAACCUGCUCAAACUUUUUUCUUUUGCAGCUAAUUAUUUUAACCAAAACAUGUAAAUUCAACGUAAAGGUACAGUCAUUUUUAACCCGCUGUUUCUGUUUAUUUUAAACUCCAUCCAGCCAACAAUGUCCUCAAAACGGACAGGCAGAUAAGGGCUCAUAAAAAAAUCAUUUUUAAACAUUUUUAAAAACUUUUCCAGCUCAUAUCUUUUAAAUAACUUCAGCCCUGAUCACUGCAAAAACAAUAAAUACAAAAGUCGAUGUAUUAUCCUUUUUAUGCCCGCUUUUGUGCAACAUGUCAUAUUUAUUUUUGAUGGUAAAAAACACAAAAUCUCCACAUUUCCCAUUUAAAAUAAAGAGUCUGGGCCAUGUCAAUGAUGAGAAGUAAAAUCCAUUUUGGUGCAUUUAAAUUCUUUUUGUAGUGCUAAUUGCCAUAAUUGCCGAGGUUUUUUUUAAUAUAAAAAAAAAAAGAACUCUCACCAAAUUUGAUGCCCUAAUCUUUAAAAAUGUGUCUGUCAGCUUAAAAUGAAGAUAAAAAAAAUGACAAAUGUCCUCAAAACCGAGGAGGAGUCAAGGGUUAAGACCGUGAGGAAGAGAAAUCCUUCGUAAAAACACUUUUGAGUUACUAAAAAAACACCUACUUUUAAGAACAAAUGCAAUUCCAAAUAUUGGUAUGACUGCAUUCAUUCCAAACGUAAAAAUUCAAACAUUUUUCAGACUAUAAUAAGGGAUUAGUUUUCGUACGGGUGAAGCAGGUGUGUCCGUUUCCUCCUCCAGGACUACCAGAUGUGGCUCGACCUGAGGAACCUGGAGUCACGAAUGAACGAGCGCUACAUCACCCACGAGAGCGACGACCUGCGUUGGCACCACCACGCCCAGCUCAGCGGCCUCGACUACCCCGCUCAGGUGGGCAACGGUCCGUACAGCUCCACCCCCUGUGUAGGGGGGGUGGAGCGUUACCAGGAGCAGGAGGAGGAGCUGGAGACCCUCAGUGAGAGGGUCAGUGAACUCUGAGGAAACGAACGAGAUCUGAAACACGACGAGUGAAAGCACAAGACGAACAUAAGCUCUUUCUGACGAUUAACAAAACGAAUUUUCUGUAUCGUGUCUUUCUUAAAGAGACAGGACUGACGAACCUUUGAACCCCGCCCCUUUUUCUAUGACCGCACACUGCAUUCACCAAAGAGAGAAACAGUUUAAUAUGACAAGAACUUAAUAUUUCAUUAUUACUGUUAAAAAAACUUAAUGUUCAGAUCAGCAAAUAAGCUAACUAUCCUCAAAACUGACGUGAGCGAUCCGUGUCCGAAACACGUCACCUGAGAAAGAUCGGAAUUUAUCGCACUGGGAUGGAAAAUCUCCGACAUUAAAUUAAUAAAUAAAUAAAAUUCUACUUCAGUCAGGAUCACUUUGUCAAAAUUCAGCUGGAUCGUGCAAAGUUAGAUUCGGCGGCGUAGUUCUGUUCUGGGUCCCUGCCCUUCCACGUGCUUGUGUGGAACC